AUGAACUACGAAGUGUUGCAGGGAAAUGAUGAUGUUUACGAUGAAAUCGGACAGAAGGCCAUAACUCUGUAUGUAGAAAAUGGUCAAGCAAAUCAAAAGAAAGAUCCGAUAGAUGCAGAGAAUAAUUUUAUGGAUACGGACACCGCAGCGGAGACAGACACUGCAGCAGAGACAGACACUGCAGCAGAGACAAACACUGCAGCAGAGACAGACACCACAGCUGAAACGUACACAGCAGCUGAAAAGGACACAGCAGCUGAGACGGACACCGCAGCAGAGACGAACACCGCAUGUGAGACGGGUAUGGCUGCAGAUAAGUAUAUUGAGCAGCCACCUAUAAAAAAAGGUAGUCAGGUUAUAGAGGCUUGGGAAGACGGUUUGGGUCUGUAUAAGCUUCAGAAGUUUCCAAGUAAGAAAGCACUUCAAGAGGUGGUCGAUAGAGCUGCAUUUGGUGAAUGCUUUCGUUAUGUUAUCAAAAAGUCGGACCGGAGACGAUUGGUGUUAAAAUGUUGUGAAGCAACCUGGAAGUGGAGUUUACGAGCUGCAAAGAUUUCAGAGACUGAAAUUUUUUCAGUUAGGAGGUACACGGGUGUGCAUACAUGCUCUCGGUCUAAUCAAAGUAAAAGCAGCAACAUCAAGAGGAAAGGCUCAGCAGAAUUAGUUGCAACUUUUCUGAAUGAGAAAUAUCCUGGAAAACUAAGUACUUCUGUUUCGAAAGAUAUCAUGGAUCUUAUAAAAUUAAAACUUGGUGUAACAAUAUCCUACUUCACAGCCUUGAGAGGGAAAAAUCUAGCUAUUUCUGAGUUGCGUGGUGGUUCGGAAGAGAGCUACAAGAUGCUAUAUAGCUACUUGUAUAUGUUAGAGCAGGUCAAUCCUGGAACAAAAACAGGGGUGAAGUUGUAUGAGGCAAAUAAGUUCAAGUACCUCUUUGUAGCUCUGGGAGCUUGUAUUGAAGGUUUUGCAGCCAUGAGGAAGGUGAUAGUUGUCGAUGCCACAUUUCUGAAGAAUGGAUAUGGUGGUGUACUAGUAUUUGCUAAAGCUCAAGAUCCUAAUUGUCACCAUUAUCCGCUAGUGUUUGGUGUACUCGACUGUGAGAUUAAUGCUAGUUGGACAUGGUUUUUCGAGAUGCUCAAAACUGCUAUACCAGACUCUUCUGAAUUAGUAUUUAUGAGUGAUAGAAACCAGAGCCUAAUCGCGACUGUAGCUAAUGUGUUUCCACAAUCUCACCAUGGCCAUUGUGUGAGAUACAACUUGGACACUAGCAACAGUGUGAAGUCAAUGAACAACGUCUUUAGGGACGCUAGGAGGUAUGCUUUAAUACCAUUGUUGGAUACAAUCAUCAAAAAGUUUUCAGACUGGUUCAAUGAACAUCGGAAGGACUCUGUGGCUGGGUCGAUUGAUACCAAACUGGUUCCUCUUGUCGAGAUUCACUUGCAUAACCUAUGGAGCACAACUGAGAAAACAACAGUGCGUGAGCUUAAAAGUUAUGAGCUUGAGUACGAGGUAACCGACACUGAAAAUGGGAAGAAUUAUGUUGUGAACUUGAUAGAGAAGAGCUGUAGCUGCAAGGUGUAUGAUUAUGAAAAGUAUCCUUGUCUGCACGGACUUGCUGCUUACUUAUAUUUCCUUGAGGUUGAAGCUGCUCCUGGUCGUCGACGUGAUGUCGAGAUAGAGUAUCAUGAGUUGUGCUCGAAAUAUUAUUGGACGGAACUUUGGGCAUUGGCUUAUUACAAGACCAUUUAUUCUGUGCCGGACAGGUGUGAUUGGAAUGUACAAGAUCACAUCAAAGAGCUUCAGAUCAUACCUCCAGAUCGCCUCCAGAUCGCCUCAAGAGGAAGGGAAGAAAAAAGAAUAAGAGGAAUCCAUCUGUUGGUGAACGACGUAAAAGGACAUAAAACAUAA
Molecule: messenger RNA, 1902 nt
Organism: Brassica oleracea var. oleracea
Lineage: Eukaryota; Viridiplantae; Streptophyta; Magnoliopsida; Brassicales; Brassicaceae
Exons: 2
Coding region: 1-1902 (633 amino acids)
Molecular function (GO): zinc ion binding
Source: RefSeq, a predicted model, not a curated record